UACUGUGUGAGCUGUGAUUGGUCACAGCUUGUCACAUGGUACAAGGCUGUUGUGAAUAGCCUUGUACCAUGUGACCUCUGUGAUCAUUCAGAUUUCACACGUAGUAAGCAAUGAUGUCAGAAGUGACAUCUUGCUUACUACUAUUCAUGUGAUCACUGAUUGGCCAAUCAGUGAUCACAUGAUCGGGACCUCACAGAGAGGUCCCGUACAGCGAUCGGUGUUCUGCUGUGUCUGGAGGAUCGUGUUGCCACGCUCUCCCAGGGAGCUUGCACAGGCUAAAAUGGCGGGCGCUGUUUAUGAACGACAACUCACUCCUGCACUGCUCCCGUCUGGCCGUUAACUCUGCCGUCCGGCCGUUUACAUACAACAGCUGGACGAGAGGUGGUUAA
Molecule: messenger RNA, 389 nt
Organism: Staurois parvus
Lineage: Eukaryota; Metazoa; Chordata; Amphibia; Anura; Ranidae
Source: the annotation of a GenBank genome assembly